Molecule: messenger RNA, 13048 nt
Organism: Zophobas morio
Lineage: Eukaryota; Metazoa; Arthropoda; Insecta; Coleoptera; Tenebrionidae
Exons: 6
Coding region: 34-10716 (3560 amino acids)
Molecular function (GO): protein binding
Source: RefSeq, a predicted model, not a curated record
CUUGUGUCUGUUACUCUUACUACAUCUUCAGUAAUGGCGGAAUUCGAGAGUUUUAAAAAAAGGAGCGGUACAACAGAUAAAGGCAAAGAUUAUGAGGAUGCGGUUCUCGCCAGUGUUGUUCUACAACUAGUAAAUGACCCAGCUAUCGAAACAUUUCAUAUAUCAUCAAACGACGAAGAAUAUGGCGCAUUUGAUGAUGUAGUUAUUAAAUUUAUGUCAUCUACAGAAAAAGUAGAACGAAUAAAAGCAGUUCAGUUGAAGCACUCAGAGAAGAAGAUACUGAUCACACAAUACUUGGGUGCAAAAAAGGGAGAUUUCAGCAUAAACAAAUAUUUCCAAAGUUUUCAGAAAAUAAAGAAAGACGUUGAUGAAUUUAUAUUGUUUACCAACAGAUCGUUCAAGUGUCAAAACAAUGCACAAUUUAAACUAGAAGUAGAAGGAUUUUUUAUUAAACCCGUUAAAGCAAACACCACUUCAGAACUUACAGAGAACAUAAAUAAUGUGUAUCAGUUUGAAAUAAUAGAAAAAAGUUGGAAUACAGAAAUGCGUCUAAAAAUUCGAGAAUAUCAGAGAUUUUUUAGUAAAUUUUAUUUAUAUACCGAUCAAGAAAAUGUUGAAAACCUAGAAAAAAUUGUAGCUGAAAAAUUCACCACAAGAUAUUCUUGUAGUGAAGAAAUGUUCGACAGAUUCCUCAAAAGAAUACAUGAUUGGAACAUGCAAGAAGACACAAAAGAAAAGCUGAACAAAAAGUGGAUUCAACGUUUAAUUGCACUGCAGCUUCUGUCCCUUCAAAUCGAGCCUUUAUCAUUUGCUUCGUUAGUUAGUGAUAAAAUGAAAAUACUUCGAGAAGCCAUUUCCUUAUUCAGCAUUACACUAUUUGAAAAAAAAUCGUGCGAAGCAAUUAAACAACUGUGGGGUGAUAUUGCAACAGAGAAAAGUAUUGAUUUGAAAGAAUUAAAUGAAGUAAAAAGCAGGUAUCUGCCUAAUCUCAGAUGUGAUGAUAUCGGCAACAAAGACCCAAAAGCAUUUACUCAGUUGCUAUGGUUGAUGGAUAGAUGUCCAUUAAUAGUAUGUGAAUGUGAAUACGCUGAAAAAGCCAUUCAACUAUGCCCCGACAAAAAAUUUAUCUUGGUUGGUGAAAGUAAAAAUAAGGAGUGGAUGAAGAAGUAUUCCUUGUUCCAAUAUUUAUCUGACGUGAAACCUGACGUUCGCGACAAGAUUAUGCAGAAUUUUACUAUAUCGGUCCAAGGGAAGGAAGAACUUAAUCUUAUGACCGCUUUUGAAGAUAACGGGGAAUUUUUAGAAAAUGUUAGCACUGACAAUUUAGUCGAGAUGCUAAACGGUACAUGUCAUGUAGGCGGAGAAAGAGAAAUACUCCCUGAACCUUAUAUCGAACGCUAUCUCUCGCCAAGUGUUGUAAAGAUUACCUAUUUAGAAAAAGUCCACGAAAAUACAAUUAUUGUUUUGAACUGUGCGAAUAACUUUGAUAAAGCAAAAGAUAUACUCAACAAAUGUAAAUUAAUUGACAUUGAUAACCUUUUGCUUGAAAAAAAUCUAUCAAAUAAUGAAGUUCCCAUGGAAAAAUGUAUUAAACCUAAUCCAUAUAGACGUACAGGUAACUUUAGUAAUAAAUCGAACGUUGGUAAUACAAAUUUCGUAGGUGACAAAAAAAAAAAUCCUUCUUAUGAAUUCACUCUAGGUGAUAACAAAAAUAAAUUUAAUUUUGUUAAAUCAAAGUUUGCUAAAACGAUUUUCGUAGGCAACCGGCAUUAUAACGAUUCUGAACUUCAAGAAAUUUACAACGUAAACAAAGAUACAAAACAAUUUCACUAUUUUCAACUUUUGCCUGACGGAAAUUUAGAAUGGAUUAAAAGCGAAGGUGUUGUAAGCGAUCUAGAGGGUUAUAAGUUGACUAAUAAUAAAUAUUGUACGGAAGAAAAUACGCUAUGGUCUUCUCGGUUAUCUAACUUUAAUCUAAUAACGGGUGAACCUGGAAUGGGCAAAUCCGAGCUAAUGAAAAGUUUCAAAAAUAAAUGUUCGCCGAAAUACUGGACAGUUAUAAUUAGUCCUCAAGAUGUUAAUCUAUUUUUUCACAAUUCUGAUUUCCCUAAAACGGCAAAUUAUACAGACUUAUUUGAAAAAUUUAUCGCGAACGAAAAAUAUCGAUCGCUCAGUAAACUCGAUCGAGACUUUUUCGAAAUGUGUAUAAAGAGAAACAACGUUAUCUACGUGUGGGAUGCACUCGACGAAAUUCUAAGCCAACAUUUUGAUAUCGCUUUAAAUAUAAUCCUCGAUUUCUCAAAAAAAUAUAUCCGUCAGUGGGUUACUAGCAGACCACAUUUAAAAAUAUCUCUGGAAAAAAAAUUCAAUUUGCCGUCACUUAGUAUAAACCAGUUUAGCGAAGAAGAACAACAACAGUACAUUAAAAAACGUCUAAAAUCUUUCAUUUCUGUAGAAAAAAUUGACAUCACGCUCGAAAAAAUCAAAUCGUCGUUUGCCCUUGUUGAACAUGUAGACAUACUGGGUAUCCCACUUCAAAUAUUCAUGCUUACCGAACUAUUCCGUGAAGAUAGUGAAAAAUAUUUGAAACUAAUGAACAACAUUUUCCUCUUGACUGAUCUGUACGAUUAUUUUAUUGAUGGAAAAUUUAAUAACUUUUACAAAGACAAAAUCGGAUUUGAUUUUCAAAAUCCCCAAAUAGAAAAUAUAGUUCGUGGAGAAAAACGAAAGGCUUUAGAUUUAUAUCAAAAUGUGGCCUUUAAAGUAAUAUUUCCAGAAGAAAUUUUGCAUCGAUUAAAUAUUGAAUACGGACAACGUAUAGAACAAAUUUUGGAAAGCUAUGCAGGUCUCGGUCUUGUAAAUGAAUUCCAUAAUAAUGUUCCUCAUUUCCUUCAUUGUUCUUUCGCAGAAUAUUUAGUUGCUACAUAUUUUUUAAAAAACAUUAAUAGUGUUAAAGGCUUAGUUGCGGACACACUGUUCGACGCAAAGUUUAAUAACGUUCGUUUCUUUUUUGACAUGCUGUUGGCCAAAAACUCCAAAGCUCACAUUGCCGUUUUAUACAAAGAUUAUGCGUUACUUAAAACGUAUGACGACGAAACGUUAAGACGCAAAGAUGAAGCUGGCAGAAGUGCUUUACAUCUGAUUUCGUCAUGGGGGAAAAGACAUCCGUUUGUAAAAGUGACAGGGGUAAAUGGGGACUAUAUUGUGCACGAAGACAGCAAUUUCGAUAGAAAUCCAGAAAACGAAGCAUAUUUUGAAACGAUAAUGCAUUUGCAACGUAUAAACGAGCUUGGUGAACGUGACUUAUUGCUAAAUGCGGUGCCUUUGUCUUAUGCCAGGAAAAGUGAGAGUUUAGGAGCAGAAAUACAAUUACUUCAAAAAGAAAAAAAUGAGCUGAAGAAAUUGUGCACACGCGAUGAAGUAAUAAACAUUAUAUAUUAUUCUGCUUUGCUCGGCUACGACAGCGUACACAAACUGAUCACAGUUGAAGAGUUAAAUAAAUUUUGGUGUGAAAUCAAAUUUGUUACUGCAGCAUAUGGUGAAACAUCGCUGUUGUUGGCCUGUGAAAAUGGAAAUUUAAAAAUCGUUAAAUAUUUUGUAGAAUCUGGUGUCGAGAUCGAUCGUGCUGAUAAUGGUGGUUAUACACCGAUUUAUGUAGCUUCCCAAAGCGGCCACGAAAAGGUUGUCGAAUUUUUGGCGACAGUCGGCGCCGAAAUCAAUCGUGCUGAUAACGAAGGUUAUACACCACUUGACGUAGCUUCACAAAACGGUCACGAAAAGGUUGUUGAAUGCUUGGUGAUAGUCGGCGCCGAAAUCAAUCACGACAGUAAAAACGGUACGACACCUCUUUUUCUGGCUUCCCAAAACGGCCACAAAAAAGUUGUCGAAUACUUGACGAAAGUCGGCGCCGAAAUCAAUCGCCCUACUAAUGACGGUACGACAUCACUUUCCAUAGCUUCCCAAAAUGGCCACGAUAACGUUGUCGAAUACUUGGCAACAGUCGGCGCCGAAAUCAAUCGUCCUGAUAACGAGGGUUAUACACCACUUCACGUAGCUUCCCAAGACGGUCACGAAAAAGUUGUCGAAUACUUGACGAAAAUCGGCGCUGAAAUCAAUCACGCCAAUAAAAACGGUACGACACCAAUUUUACUAGCUUCCCAAAACGGCCACCAAAAAGUUGUCGAAUACUUGACGAAAGUCGGCGCCGAAAUCAAACGCCCUAAUAACGAGGGUUAUACAGCACUUCACGUAGCUUCCCAAAACGGUCGCAAAAAAGUUGUCGAAUACUUGACGAAAAUCGGCGCCGAAAUCAAUCGCGCUACUAAUGACGGUACGACAUCACUUUCCAUGGCUUCCCAAAAUGGACACGAUAACGUUGUCGAAUACUUGGCAACAGUCGGCGCCGAAAUCAAUCGUCCUGAUAACGAGGGUUAUACACCACUUGACAUAGCUUCCCAAAACGGCCACAAAAAGGUUGUCGAAUACUUGGUUACCGUCGGUGCCGAAAUCAAUCACGCCAAUAAAAACGGUACGACACCACUUUUUCUAGCUUCCCAAAACGGCCACGAAAAAAUUGUCGAAUACUUGACGAAAGUCGGCGCCGAAAUCAAUAGCGCUACUAAUGACGGCACGACAUCACUUUCCAUAGCUUCCCACAAUGGUCACGAAAAAGUUGUCGAAUACUUGGUGACGGUCGGCGCUGAAAUCAAUAGUGCUAAUAGCCAUGGUUAUACACCACUUCACGCAGCUUCCGUCAACGGCUAUGAAAAAGUUGUCGAAUACUUGACGAAAGUCGGUGCCGAAAUCAAUCGCGCUGCUAAUGACGGUACGACAUCACUUUCCAUAGCUUCCCAAAAUGGCCACGAAAAGAUUGUCGAAUACUUGGCUACAGUCGGCGCCGAAAUCAAUCGUCCUGAUAACGAGGGUUAUAGACCACUUGACGUAGCUUCCCAAAACGGUCACGUAAAGGUUGUCGAAUACUUGGUGACAGUUGGUGCCGAAAUCAAUCGUCCUGAUAACGAGGGUUAUACACCACUUGACGUAGCUUCCCAAAACGGUCACAAAAAGGUUGUCGAAUACUUGGUUACCGUCGGUGCCGAAAUCAAUCACGCCAAUAAAAACGGUACGACACCACUUUUUCUAGCUUCCCAAAACGGCCACGAAAAAGUUGUCGAAUACUUGACGAAAGUCGGCGCCGAAAUCAAUAGCGCUACUAACGACGGCACGACAUCACUUUCCAUAGCUUCCCACAAUGGUCACGAAAAAGUUGUCGAAUACUUGGUGACGGUCGGCGCUGAAAUCAAUAGUGCUAAUAGCCAUGGUUAUACACCACUUCACGCAGCUUCCGUCAACGGCUAUGAAAAAGUUGUCGAAUACUUGACGAAAGUCGGUGCCGAAAUCAAUCGCGCUGCUAAUGACGGUACGACAUCACUUUCCAUAGCUUCCCAAAAUGGCCACGAAAAGAUUGUCGAAUACUUGGCUACAGUCGGCGCCGAAAUCAAUCGUCCUGAUAACGAGGGUUAUACACCACUUGACGUAGCUUCCCAAAACGGUCACGUAAAGGUUGUCGAAUACUUGGUGACAGUUGGUGCCGAAAUCAAUCGUCCUGAUAACGAGGGUUAUACACCACUUGACGUAGCUUCCCAAAACGGUCACAAAAAGGUUGUCGAAUACUUGGUUACCGUCGGUGCCGAAAUCAAUCACGCCAAUAAAAACGGUACGACACCACUUUUUCUAGCUUCCCAAAACGGCCACGAAAAAGUUGUCGAAUACUUGACGAAAGUCGGCGCCGAAAUCAAUAGCGCUACUAACGACGGCACGACAUCACUUUCCAUAGCUUCCCACAAUGGUCACGAAAAAGUUGUCGAAUACUUGGUGACGGUCGGCGCUGAAAUCAAUAGUGCUAAUAGCCAUGGUUAUACACCACUUCACGCAGCUUCCGUCAACGGCUAUGAAAAAGUUGUCGAAUACUUGACGAAAGUCGGUGCCGAAAUCAAUCGCGCUGCUAAUGACGGUACGACAUCACUUUCCAUAGCUUCCCAAAAUGGCCACGAAAAGAUUGUCGAAUACUUGGCUACAGUCGGCGCCGAAAUCAAUCGUCCUGAUAACGAGGGUUAUACACCACUUGACGUAGCUUCCCAAAACGGUCACGUAAAGGUUGUCGAAUACUUGGUGACAGUUGGUGCCGAAAUCAAUCGUCCUGAUAACGAGGGUUAUACACCACUUGACGUAGCUUCCCAAAACGGUCACAAAAAGGUUGUCGAAUACUUGGUUACCGUCGGUGCCGAAAUCAAUCACGCCAAUAAAAACGGUACGACACCACUUUUUCUAGCUUCCCAAAACGGCCACGAAAAAGUUGUUGAAUACUUGACGAAAAUCGGCGCCGAAAUCAAUCGCGCUACUAAUGACGGUACGACAUCACUUUCCAUAGCUUCCCAAAAUGGCCACGAAAAGAUUGUCGAAUACUUGGCUACAGUCGGCGCCGAAAUCAAUCGUCCUGAUAACGAGGGUUAUACACCACUUGACGUAGCUUCCCAAAACGGUCACGUAAAGGUUGUCGAAUACUUGGUGACAGUUGGUGCCGAAAUCAAUCGUCCUGAUAACGAGGGUUAUACACCACUUGACGUAGCUUCCCAAAACGGUCACAAAAAGGUUGUCGAAUACUUGAUUACCGUCGGUGCCGAAAUCAAUCACGCCAAUAAAAACGGUACGAUACCACUUUUUAUAGCUUCCCAAAACGGCCACGAAAAAGUUGUCGAAUACUUGACGAAAAUCGGCGCCGAAAUCAAUCGCGCUACUAAUGACGGUACGACAUCACUUUCCAUAGCUUCCCAAAAUGGCCACGAAAAGAUUGUCGAAUACUUGGCUACACUCGGCGCCGAAAUCAAUCGUCCUGAUAACGAGGGUUAUACACCACUUGACGUAGCUUCCCAAAACGGCCACAAAAAGGUUGUCGAAUACUUGGUUACCGUCGGUGCCGAAAUCAAUCACGCCAAUAAAAACGGUACGACACCACUUUUUAUAGCUUCCCAAAACGGCCACGAAAAAGUUGUCGAAUACUUGACGAAAGUCAGCGCCGAAAUCAAUCGCCCUAAUAACGAGGGUUAUACAGCACUUCACGUGGCUUCCCAAAACGGUCGCAAAAAAGUUGUCGAAUACUUGACGAAAAUCGGGGCCGAAAUCAAUCGCGCUUCUAAUGACGGUACGACAUCACUUUCCAUAGCUUCCCAAAAUGGCCACGAAAAGGUUGUCGAAUACUUGGCUACAGUGGGCGCUGAAAUCAAUCGUGCUGAUAACGAGGGUUAUACACCACUUCACGUGGCUUCUCAAGACGGUCACGAAAAAGUUGUCGAAUAUUUGACGAAAGUCGGCGCCGAAAUCAAUCGCGCUACUAAUGACGGCACGACAUCACUUUCCAUAGCUUCCCACAGUGGUCACGAAAAAGUUGUCGAAUACUUGGUGACAGUCGGCGCUGAAAUCAAUUGUGCUAAUAGACAUGGUUAUACACCACUUCACGCAGCUUCCGUCAACGGCUAUGAAAAAGUUGUCGAAUACUUGACGAAAGUCGGCGCCGAAAUCAAUCGCCCUACUAAUGACGGUACGACAUCACUUUCCAUAGCUUCCCAAAAUGGCCACGAUAACGUUGUCGAAUACUUGGCAACAGUCGGCGCCGAAAUCAAUCGUCCUGAUAACGAGGGUUAUACACCACUUGAGGUAGCUUCCCAAAACGGUCACAAAAAGGUUGUCGAAUACUUGGUUACCGUCGGUGCCGAAAUCAAUCACGCCAAUAAAAACGGUACGACACCACUUUUUCUAGCUUCCCAAAACGGCCACGAAAAAGUUGUCGAAUACUUGACGAAAAUCGGCGCCGAAAUCAAUCGCGCUACUAAUGACGGUACGACAUCACUUUCCAUAGCUUCCCAAAAUGGCCACGAAAAGAUUGUCGAAUACUUGGCUACAGUCGGCGCCGAAAUCAAUCGUCCUGAUAACGAGGGUUAUACACCACUUCACGUCGCUUCCCAAAACGGUCGCAGAAAAGUUGUCGAAUACUUGACGAAAAUCGGCGUCGAAAUCAAUCGCGCUACUAAUGACGGUACGACAUCGCUUUCCAUAGCUUCCCAAAAUGGACACGAUUACGUUGUCGAAUACUUGGCAACAGUCGGCGCCGAAAUCAAUCGUCCUGAUAACGAGGGUUAUACACCACUUGACGUAGCUUCCCAAAACGGUCACAAAAAGGUUGUCGAAUACUUGGUUACCGUCGGUGCCGAAAUCAAUCACGCCAAUAAAAAUGGUACGACACCACUUUUUAUAGCUUCCCAAAACGGCCACGAAAAAGUUGUAGAAUACUUGACGAAAGUCAGCGCCGAAAUCAAUCGCCCUAAUAACGAGGGUUAUACAGCACUUCACGUGGCUUCCCAAAACGGUCGCAAAAAAGUUGUCGAAUACUUGACGAAAAUCGGGGCCGAAAUCAAUCGCGCUUCUAAUGACGGUACGACAUCACUUUCCAUAGCUUCCCAAAAUGGCCACGAAAAGGUUGUCGAAUACUUGGCUACAGUGGGCGCUGAAAUCAAUCGUGCUGAUAACGAGGGUUAUACACCACUUCACGUGGCUUCUCAAGACGGUCACGAAAAAGUUGUCGAAUAUUUGACGAAAGUCGGCGCCGAAAUCAAUCGCGCUACUAAUGACGGCACGACAUCACUUUCCAUAGCUUCCCACAAUGGUCACGAAAAAGUUGUCGAAUACUUGGUGACAGUCGGCGCUGAAAUCAAUUGUGCUAAUAGACAUGGUUAUACACCACUUCACGCAGCUUCCGUCAACGGCCACGAAAAAGUUGUCGAAUACUUGACGAAAGUCGGCGCCGAAAUCAAUCGCCCUAAUCACGAGGGUUAUACAGCACUUCAUGUGGCUUCCCGGAACGGUCACGGAAAAGUUGUCGAAUGCUUGGCGACAGUCCGCGCUGAAAUCAAUUGUGCUAAUAGCGAGGGUUAUACACCACUUCACGCAGCUUCCCAAAAUGGACACGAAAAGGUUGUGGAAUACUUGGCAACAGUCGGCGCCGAAAUCAAUCGUCCUGAUAACGAGGGUUAUACACCACUUGACGUAGCUUCCCAGAACGGUCACGAGAAGGUUGUCGAAUACUUAGUGACAGUCGGUGCCGAAAUCAAUUACGCCAAUAAAAACGGUACGACACCACUUAUUCUAGCUUCCCAAAACGGCCAUGAAAAGGUUGUUGCAUACUUGACGACAGUCGGCGUCGAAAUCAAUCGUGCUGAUAACGAUGGUUAUACACCACUUGACGUAGCUUCGUUCAACGGUCACGAAAAGGUUGUCGAAUGCUUGGUGACAGUCGGGGCUGAAAUUAAUCACGCCAAUAAAAACGAUACCACACCACUUUUCCUAGCUUCCCAAAACGGCCAAGAAAAAGUUAUCGAAUACUUGGCGAAAGUUGGCGCCGAAAUCAAUUACGCCAAUAAAAACGGUACGACACCACUUUUUCUAGCUUCCCAAAACGGCCACGAAAAGGUUGUUGAAUUUUUGGCGACAGUCGGCGCCGAAAUCAAUCGUGCGGAUAACGAAGGUUAUACACCACUUGACGUAGCUUCCUUCAACGGUCACGAAAAGGUUGUCGAAUGCUUGGUGACAGUCGGCGCCGAAAUCAAUCAUGCCAAUAAAAACGGUACCACACCACUUUCCAUAGCUUCCCAAAAUGGCCACGAAAAGGUUGUUGAAUACUUGGCGACAGUCGGCGCUGAAAUCAAUUGCGCUAAUAGCGAUGGUUAUACACCACUUCACGUAGCUUCCAUCAACGGCUAUGAAAUAGUUGUCAAAUACUUAACGAAAGUCUGCGCCGAAAUCAAUCGCGCUUCUAAUGACGGUGCGACAUCGCUUCAUAUGGCUUCUCAAAAUGGACACGAAAAAGUUGUCAAAUACUUGGUGACAGUUGGCGCUGAAAUCAAUCGUGCUGAUAACGAGGGUUAUACACCACUUCACAUAGCUUCCCAAGAAGGUCACGAAAAGGUUGUCGAAUAUUUGACGAAAGUCGGCGCCGAAAUCAAUCGCGCUACUAAUGACGGUACGGCAUCACUUUCCAUAGCUUCCCAAAAUGGUCACGAAAAGAUUGUCGAAUACUUGGCGACAGUCGGCGCUGAAAUCAACCGUGCUGAUAACGAGGGUAAUACACCACUUCACCUAGCUUCCCAAGAAGGUCACGAAAAGGUUGUCGAAAAUUUGGUGACAGUCGGCGCCAAAAUCAAUUGCGCUAAUAAAAACGGUGCGACACCACUUUACAGUGCUUCUCAAAACGGCCACGAAAAGAUUGUCGAAUACUUGGCGACAGUUGGUGCCGAAAUCAAUUGCGCUACUAAUGACGGCAGAACACCACUUUACGUAGCUUCCCAAGAAGGUCACGAAAAGGUUGUCGAAUACUUGGUGACAAUUGGUGCCGAAAUCAAUCGUGCUGAUAACGAGGGUUAUACACCACUUCAUGUAGCUUCCCAGGAAGGUAAUGAAAAGAUUGUCGAAUACUUGGUGACAGUCGGUGCCGAAAUCAAUCACGUUAAUAAAUACGGUGCGACACCACUUUAUAUAGCUCGCCACAACGGCCACGAAAAAGUUGUUGAUUAUUUGGCGACGGUCGAUGCCGAGAUAAAUCGUGCUGAGAAUGAGGGUUGCAGCUUACCAAAACGGCCACAUAGAUGUCGAAGCCCCCCAAAGUAAGAGAUAAUUUUUAUCAUUAUUCGAAUCUUCCUACCUACAUAGACUUUAAGUGUAAAAUAAAAGUUUGUUUAUAUAUUUUUUUGUCAAUAGACAGAAAUUUGUUAGCCUUUUUUUUAAAAUCAAACUUUCCUGAAAUGAAAAAUUACAAUCGUUGGUUUAAAAAGUGAAUAAUAUUACCUAAAUUAUUGUCAAAUGUAGUUCCGUUUCGAAUGAUAAUACAGCUUGGAAUACAAAAGGAACUACCUAUUUGAUUCAAGAUUCAACUAACCACCAUUAAAGAAACAAAUUAAAACCAACAAAUUCAUUGUCAUAACCUACGUCUAGUAAAAUUUCUGCCCUUCCGCUUAAUACUCGCCAUGGAGCUUUCAUCCUUACACCUCGUUAAAAUUUUGUACAUUUCGUCCAUUGUUUAAUAAAAUCAGCAGGUGAAGUAACUUCGCUGAAUUUGUUUUGCAAUUUUUGCUUCAUAUUAACACAAUAUUUUUUUGCGGGGGAAACUACGAACAAUUGUGUGGAUCACAUUCUCAAAGAACAAAUUCUACCGAUUUUUUUUAAUUGGAAAGGGUUCAGCUUCCAACUCUGGCUUGUAGGCGUAGAUAUUUUUUCCUUAAAUUUGUGCGUUAAACUAUUAUAUUGAUUGUCCUGAACUGCCAGCAAAUGUCUAUUUUAGGGUUCCAACUCUAGAAAACACUGUCUUUUGCAUUGUAAUCCUCAACAUUUAUUCAAAGACAUCUUCUAAACAAACACACGCAAUCUCUUCUCGGUUCUCAGUUACGACAUCUAAUAAAGAUUUCUGCUUCAACUGUGUCUUGAAUACUUCCUAAUAAAGAACCAAUAGAAUUCUUCUAGCUACUUAGAACAAUUAAGAUGCUUCUCAUUAUGUUGGCUUAUAACUGGACUUAGGUCUGUUAGCCAAGAUAUCCACAAUAAUAAUAUUAUUAAUAAUAAGUAUGAUUUUCCGCAACUUGCAAAAAGUGGCAUACGACAUAAUGUAAACAAUACAGUGUAUUCAGUUUUCCAGUAAAGAUAGCGUACAGUUAACGAGGAAGUUUUGUCUAACGAACACAAUUUGUAACUUCUACGACGAGCAAUAUAUAAACUCACUGCAAAGAAAUUGUUAACGUCGAAAACCUAAUAGUGCUAGCUACUCUAAAAACCGAGUUCAAAAACAUUUUGGAACAACAUGAAUAUUAUUUGAAAUCUGCAUACAAAUAGUCUACGUUUAAAUACGAAUAAUGUAACUAUUAAAAAUAUCUUCUACCUAUAAAAUUGUUUCGUUUGAAUUUCCUUAACUGUAAAAUCGAACCAUUCCAAUACUCAUUUUUUUUUUUAAUUCUCAUACAUCACUUCAUCACCUUUGCUUUGCCUUAUAUUCUUCUUAAAAAACUCGCUGUUUUUUUAACUGCCAUUACAAAGAAAAUGUUAGAAUUGCCUGUGAGACAAAUUUAUUUUAAUUUUUUAUUUAAGUACCUAUACAAAAAGCAAAAAGUUAUCAAUGACGAUACAUUUACAAUAACAGACAAAAUAAGACUUUCUAAAGAAAGAAAAGCAGAAUUGUGUUUUCUCUAUUAAUAAAUAAACUAACCGCGAUGCAUGUACCCUUUAGUAUUGACCAGAUUUUUGCUGAAUCGAUUCUUAAGAAAACUGAGAUGAAGAAAAUGAUAACACCAUAGUUAAGAAAAGGAAAUAAUAAUUUAGAAUCCAUUCUUCCGAGACAUCUUAAAUCUCUAGUUGUAGCAGACAGUUCCACUGCACUAAAGAAAAUGUACUUUUACAAAAUCCAACACAAAUGAAGCAAAAUAUAGAAGAAACCAACCUUCCUAUACAAAACAAAUUCUCCACGAUGAAACAUCCUUUUUUUAAUUUAAUAUGCUGACUUCCUAUAAUGUCAAUAACGACAAAAGGUGUUUCGAUUUAUUUUUGAAGCAGCACAACCAGAUAUAUAUUUUUGGAAUAGCCACAACAAGUGACUGAUGAAAACUUUGAAAAGAUCACCAAAAAACUGAUCCCUCGACCAACGACCUUGCCACGUAGUUGUCUUGGUGAAGCAUAAAGUCGAUUGAAGAAGCUGUCACAGGAAUCAAAGGCAAAACAAGAGUCAAGACACUCCGCUCAGUUCUUUCUCGUAGCAAAUGAUAUAUGUUAAUAAAAGUGUUCAAUGAACAUAUAAAAUGUAUAUAUUUUUAAAUACUUUUUUGAUUUAUUUUUAUUAAAAAGAUCUUAAAAUUAUAACUAUUUUUAAUAUACGUGCAGUUUUUGAAAUUUCUGUAGCUAUUUUUUUCAUUGUAAUAAUUAUUUUUUCCUAAACUAAAAUAAAACUUUUAUCAUGUAA